Salarias fasciatus (jewelled blenny) is the source of this 2458-nucleotide messenger RNA. RefSeq names its product NADH:ubiquinone oxidoreductase complex assembly factor 7 (gene ndufaf7). The transcript has 10 exons. Gene Ontology annotation, biological process: mitochondrial respiratory chain complex I assembly. Bases 500 to 1858 code for a protein of 452 amino acids. Gene Ontology annotation, molecular function: protein-arginine omega-N symmetric methyltransferase activity. The record is from RefSeq and is a predicted model, not a curated record. Lineage: Eukaryota; Metazoa; Chordata; Actinopteri; Blenniiformes; Blenniidae. Gene Ontology annotation, cellular component: mitochondrion.
CUGUUAGUGCUUCACUUUUACACAAGGACGUUUUCGGAUUUAAUGAGUUUGAAUGACAAAAAUCCCACGCACGAACAGCUUUGACUUUUGUGUCGUGUGCACACGGAAUUGGAGCUUUACUUCUAGUACCGUUGCUUCUUUUUUUUCUUUUCGUUAACACAAUUGUUGGCUGUUUAUGCGGCUAAUGCUAACCGAUGUUUCGGGUUAAGUGGUUUCCUUCUUAACUGGUGACCAGCUCCUUUAAGCAGAUUUUGGAAAGAGACUCUUAAAAAGUACGACACAGAAACUUUAUUGUUAAUGUUCGCGUUCGCCAGGAUAGGCAGAGAUUUCUGUUCGGUGUUUAAUAUCUGCUGUUAUUAGCAGCAACAGAAGACGCUUAAGGAGGUCGGUUACCAGUUAGCAGGGGAACCACUUAAUCCGAAACCCCGGCUGCUGUCAGAUGGUCCAUGUGGUUCAAACAUGAUUCGGUAAACGGAGAUAGUGUGACAUUGACAGAAAAAUGAGGACUUUAUUCAGGUUAAAGACACAGCAGCUGAUCAGCAGAACCUUUAUUCAUCCAGUCAGCCUGCCAGCACCAGGAGGAUGGCGAGCGGCUCCAUCCAGGCUCUGCAGCUCGCCCCCCAACGAGGACCGACCCCGGCCCUCCAUGCUCCGCCACCUCACCUCCAAGAUCAAAGCCACGGGUCCGAUCCCGGUGGCCGAGUACAUGAGGGAGGUCCUCACCAACCCCGUGACGGGUUAUUAUGUGAGGAACAACAUGCUGGGACCUGACGGAGAUUUCAUCACGUCGCCAGAAAUCAGCCAGAUAUUCGGAGAGCUGAUCGGCGUGUGGAUCAUCAGUGAGUGGAUGGCGUCCGGUCGGCCCCGGCGGCUGCAGCUGGUGGAGCUCGGCCCGGGACGAGGCUCGCUGGCCGCCGACGUCCUCAGAGUGUUCGGCCAGCUGCGCUCGGUGUUGGCCGAGGCCUCGGUGUCGCUCCACCUGGUGGAGGUCAGUCCGGCUCUCAGCCUCGUCCAGGCCGGCAGUCUGACCGCAGACGGCGGCCGGGCGGCCAACGGCGAGGACGAGGCGGCGUACCGCCGCGGGGAGACGGCGGCCGGGCUACCCGUGUCCUGGUACCGCCGCCUGGAGGACGUCCCGGCAGGAUUCAGCAUCUUCGUGGCUCACGAGUUUUUUGACGCUCUGCCGAUCCACAAAUUCCAGCGGACGGAGCGCGGCUGGAGGGAGGUGCUGGUGGACAUCGACCCGGAGAAGCCCGACGCGCUGCGGUUCGUCGUGGCGCCGGCGCCGACGCUGGCCUCCGCCACGCUGCCGCAGGUCGGUGAGAGGCGGCCUCACGUGGAGGUGUGCGCGGAGGGCGGCGUCCUCGUCCAGCAGCUGGCCCGGAGGAUCGCGGAGGACGGCGGCGCGGCGCUGAUCGCCGACUACGGCCACGACGGCACCAAGACCGACACGUUCAGGGGGUUCAAAGGUCACCGGCUGCACCACGUGCUGGACUCGCCCGGCUCGGCCGACCUCACCGCCGACGUGGACUUCAGCUACCUGCGGCGGAUGGCCGGAGGGGGCGUGGCCUGCGUGGGGCCCGUCACGCAGCGGUCCUUCCUGAAGAACAUGGGCAUCGACGCCCGGAUGCAGGCGCUGCUGAGGAGCUGCGGCGACCCGGCCGUCAGGAAGCAGCUGCUCGCCAGCUACGACCUCCUCACUAGCCCCGCCCACAUGGGCGAGCGCUUCCACUUCUUCGGCCUGCUGCACCCCAGCCGGCUCCAAGCCCCGCCCACGCCGCAGGGCCUCAAGCUGGAGAGGAGGAGGAGCCCGGCGCCGCUGCCCGUGGCCGGGUUCGCCGAGCUCAGCUACACCUGAACGCCUCGCGGCCGGCGGUGCCUUCAGGCGCCGCAGGAAAUAAAGACGUCGGACACGUUGCCUGUUUUCAUGAAUAAACAUUCGGCGCCUGUAGAUCAUCGUUCUCUGAAAACUUCCCACCCGGAGCAGCAGCAGGGCCGCCGUGCUGAAACCCGACACCCAGGGGGGAGGUCAGAGGUCACGGAGCGGCGGCGGCAGCGGAUCCUCUUCCCAGAACAUCUUGAAGCGGUUAUCCGGUUUCAGACGGCGGCGGCGGCGGCGAUCGGGUUCAGGAGCCGUAAUGAAGCGAUGGUUUCCAAACAUCCUGCUGUCCGCCGCUCCUCUGAGGCCCGGCGGGCUUCUCUCCUCCGGGAGACUCUACGACCUCACAAAACCUCACCGGGAAGUGGGAAUGAUCCGACUGAGGACGCUUCGCUGCUGUAAACUGGGAAUUUCCCAGUUAGGAGGUGGAGCGUUACCGACUUGUCAGUAUUUGUAAAUCUACAUAAAGAGUGUUUAUUGAUGGCAAUAUUUAAUGCACCAAAUACUGUUUCUGAAGUGUUUGUUCUCUUUUAAUCCCAAUAAAAUGUCUUCACAUAGGUCUUCACAGUUUCACUGUUC